This is a messenger RNA of Penaeus vannamei (Pacific white shrimp), 939 nucleotides long. The record is from RefSeq and is a predicted model, not a curated record. NCBI's taxonomy places the organism in Eukaryota, Metazoa, Arthropoda, Malacostraca, Decapoda, Penaeidae.
AUGGACUCCACACAGCAGCUUCUGGUGGACAACAACCAACAGCAGUUCUUGGUUGAUGGGUCGCAGCCUCUGCUGGUGUUCCCGGAGACUGCAAACACGCCGUACUCGGAGCUGGCUGAAGCACCUGAUCCAGAGCCGGAACAGCCGGACCCGGAGCAUCAGCCGCAACCCGAGGUCAUUAUGGUGCAGGAGAAGAUGGACGAGCAUGAGGAGGAGGAGAGGAUCGUUGAGAAACCGUUCCGCUGUGACGACUGUGGCAAGUCCUUCGCCAAGAAGCAGUACCUAACAAAGCACAAAUACCGCCACCGUGAAGUGAAACCGCACGCGUGCGAUGUGUGUGGCAAGCGCUUUGCUCAGAAGUUUGAGGUGGCUGUCCACAAGAUCAAGCAUACGGGUGAGCGUCGGUUCCAGUGCGACGUGUGCUGCAAGCCCUUCCGCAGCAAGCUGCAGCUUGAACGCCACGUCACAUUGCACACGGGCUCACACCCAUACAAGUGCAGCAUAUGCCAGCGUGGCUACACGCAGCGCAUCAACCUGGUCAAGCACUUGGCCAAGACGCACGACAUCGUGGAUGCGUCACAGAUCGAGGCCAUGAAUUCCAUGGAGAAUGCAGAAGCGGUCGAAACAUGGAAGGCAUGGAGACUAUGGAGGUGUCGAGGAGAUGGAUGGCUCGAUGUUGUCGGGCGUGCAGGAGGCGGGCAUGGCACCGGCCAUCAGGCUGCGGACGUGCCACAGGCGGCAUACUCGGUGGUGGAGGUGCAUCCGGAGGGCCUCAAGGAAUACCUGUUGGCUGGACCACAGGUGGUGUCAACGCACGACAUGGACCCGAAGUUGCUCCAGUCCAUCCUGCAGCAGGUGCGUGCCGCCCCCGACGACAGCCACAUCACCACCAUCGCCGACUCGCAGGCCGUCGUGCAUGUCACCGCCAUGGAUGAGUAG